Messenger RNA from Girardinichthys multiradiatus, 964 nucleotides. RefSeq names its product NACHT, LRR and PYD domains-containing protein 3-like. The transcript has 2 exons. The record is from RefSeq and is a predicted model, not a curated record. Lineage: Eukaryota; Metazoa; Chordata; Actinopteri; Cyprinodontiformes; Goodeidae. The coding region runs from base 1 to 666 and encodes 221 amino acids.
AUGUGUCCUUCAUAUAUUGUUCUGUUCCAGCUGCUGGAGGACAACAUGGUCACUUUUGUGAAGAACGAGCUGAAGAAGAUCCAGAAGGUUCUGAGUCCAGAUGACCCAGAAUGCUCAGAGAGUCCGAGAGAUGAUGAGGAGUUGGGAGGUGAGGAUGAAGAGCAGAGGAACAGCAGAGAGGCGAUGAUGAAGAUCACCGUGAUCUUCCUGAGGAGGAUGAAGCAGGAGGAGCUGGCUGACCGUCUGCAGAGCAAAGAUCUGGCUGCACCUUGUCAACAAGAACUUAAAUCUGGUCUGAAGAAGAAGUUCCAGUGUGUGUUUGAGGGGAUCGCUAAAGCAGGAAGUCCAACCCUUCUGAACCAGAUCUACACAGAGCUCUACAUCACAGAGGGAGGGACUGGAGAGGUCAAUGAUGAACAUGAGGUCAGACAGAUUGAAACAGCAUCCAGGAAACCACACAGACCAGAAACAACCAUCAGACAAGAAGACAUCUUUAAAGUCCCACCUGGAAGAGAUCAACCAAUCAGAACAGUGAUGACAAAGGGAGUGGCUGGCAUUGGGAAAACAGUCUUAACCCAGAAGUUCACUCUGGACUGGGCUGAAGACAAAGCCCACCAGAACAUCCAGUUUAUAUUUCCAUUCACCUUCAACACAACAGGAAGGUGACACGUGUGGAGGAACUUCAGUCAUAUCCUGAUCAUCCAGACAGAUUUGAUGUUCCUCAGCUUCUAUGUAGAACUGGUCUGACUGGUCGCUGUUACUGGGAGGUCGAGUGGAGAGGAGGAGUUUAUAUAUCAGUGAGUUACAGAAGAAUCAAGAGGAGAGGAGACAAGGAGGACUGUUGGUUUGGAAAGAAUGAUCAGUCCUGGAGGCUGAGCUGCUCUGAUGAUUAUGGUUACUAUAUCUGUCACAAUAAAAAAGAAACGUAUAUCUCCUCCUCUUCCUCCUCCUCCUCCUCCACCUC